Exophiala spinifera is the source of this 726-nucleotide messenger RNA. RefSeq lists its product as uncharacterized. The record is from RefSeq and is a predicted model, not a curated record. The transcript has a single exon. NCBI's taxonomy places the organism in Eukaryota, Fungi, Ascomycota, Eurotiomycetes, Chaetothyriales, Herpotrichiellaceae. Gene Ontology annotation, biological process: carbohydrate transport; transmembrane transport. Gene Ontology annotation, molecular function: carbohydrate:proton symporter activity. Gene Ontology annotation, cellular component: membrane. The coding region runs from base 1 to 726 and encodes 241 amino acids.
AUGGCAAGAAAAUAUCUUUUCAGCCUGCGCGGGCCAGCGCUACGUUCUGCCCAAGUCUGGGCCGUCAUCUUGCCAGCUUAUGUCUUGUUUGGCUGGAACAAUGGGGUCGCAGGGCCCUUACUCAAUCUCCCAUCGUGGGUUACAACAUUUCCGGAAAUCGACACGGUGCAUACCGAGGGAUCAACAAGAGCGCACCACUCGAGGAUUCAAGGAACAGUCGUUGCCACAUACACAUUGGGGGCUUUCCUAGGCUCGCUGUCUUGCAUAUACAUGGGAGAUCGUCUCGGUCGCAUACGCACCAUGCAACUAGGCGCGUUGAUCAACAUUGUUGGAACAAUUCUGCAGGCAACGUCAAUGUCUUUGCCUCAACUCGUCGUUGGCAGGCUGAUCACUGGCCUUGGUCUGGGCGCGGUCUCGGCCACUGCCCCCAACUGGCAGAGCGAGUGCUCGAAAUCUGCCCACCGAGGUGCGACGGUCGUUCUGGAGAGUGUCUUCAUCAGCGGAGGACUGGCCUUGUCUGGUUGGGUGAACCUCGGAAUGAGGUUUGUGACCAGCUCGGCGAGCUGGAGGCUUCCAUUGUCAUUGAGUGCUUUGUGGGCGAUCCUGGUGAUCAUCGGAUCCUCGACUCUUCCCGAGUCCCCGCGAUGGUUGAUCUUGAAAGGGAGGAAUGAGGAAGCACGGGAGGUUCUUGCUUCUCUAGAAGGCGUGGACAGUACUCACACUUAA